Molecule: messenger RNA, 5714 nt
Organism: Plodia interpunctella (Indianmeal moth)
Lineage: Eukaryota; Metazoa; Arthropoda; Insecta; Lepidoptera; Pyralidae
Exons: 16
Coding region: 344-5206 (1620 amino acids)
Biological process (GO): peptidyl-threonine dephosphorylation
Molecular function (GO): cation binding; protein serine/threonine phosphatase activity
Source: RefSeq, a predicted model, not a curated record
UAUAUAAACCAAUCCAUUUGUACAUAAUUAUAAAUAUUUCAAGGAGAAUAUUUUAUCCGAAUUCUGAACAAACGGGUGUGUUUAAUGGAUGGAAGUGACAUGUGUGAGCGAGAUGUGAAUUUAAUGUUUUGAAUUUUACAAAACCUGAGCUAAAACCGAACUGUAUUCUUUAUUUUUAUAAACUAAUAUUUUAGGAUUACGUGUAACAGUGCAUAAUUUUUUUUUAACAUUAUUGUAAUAUUUAAGCUCAGUUAAGAUUUUGUAAUCAUAACAAGGGUUUGUUGAUCGAUAGCUUACGUGAAUAAUCCUUAGUAAUUUUGUUGACCUCAAUAAACUGUUUAAAAUGGGAGAUAAAGAAGAUUAUUUGACGUCCUAUCGCGUGUUUUUUGAAAAUUUUGCUGCUACUGUGAAUCCUGAAGACCAGCUACCAGUUCACAUCGCUGGAUACACCAUAACGGAAUCAGAGUUGCCGGGCGAAGUCCUUUAUUGGACAACUCAAUAUUUGACCGAAAAACAAUGUCCGCCGACACUGAUGACGCCGCUGCGGCGGAUCAUACUCGACGAGGUGCAAGUCGCAUCGAAGAAGCAACCCAAUGACUUUGGGUACAAACCUGACGAAUCAGUGUACAUAGCCCUACGGCUAAUGCAGGCGGUCACAGCUCGAGUCAUCGACGUCUGUUUGCGUUACCUGGACAACUCCAAGCUGGACACACUGCCGCCGCCCCCACCUUUAAACAAGAGGGACAUGAAGACCGUCUCGUGUGCCAUCAAAAAUUCAAGAAGAGUCAUGGAGGAUAGACAUGUGGAGAUCGGAAAUUUGGAAGCGCUUUUCGGUAUCGAGACGACAGAACCCACAAGUUUCUACGCGGUGUACGACGGUCACGCGGGCUCUGCCGCGGCCACGUACUGCGCAGCGCAUCUCCAUCAGUACCUGGUGGAAAGUCCACACUUCGCCGCCGACCUCCAGAAAGCUACGAGGGAAGCCUUUCAGAGGACGGACGUCGAGUUCGUCCGGAAGAGCAACCAGGAGAGAGCAUGCGGCGGCAGCACAGCGGUAGUAGUAACUAUGCGAGGGAGACAGCUGCAGGCGGCGUGGGCGGGGGACUCACUGGCUCUGCUGGCCAAGAGGAUGAGGCUCAUGCAGCUCGUGUGUCCACACAAACCUGGACGGCAGGACGAACGCGACCGAAUAGAGAAGUCCGGGGGCACGGUCAUGUAUUGGGGCACGUGGCGCGUCAACGGACAGCUUGCUGUGUCGCGCGCUAUCGGUGACGCACAGUACAAACCAUACGUGACGGCGCGGCCGGAGAUCGAGACGGUCGACCUGGAUGGAGACGAGGACUUUGUGGUGGUGGCGUGCGACGGGCUCUGGGACUUCGUCAGCGAAGACGACGUCGCGUUGGCGGUCUACAGGCAACUCGCUGCUGAUCCGGAUGACUUGAAGGCGGUGACGAAGCGUCUGGUGGAGCAAGCAAAGCGCCAGGGCUCCGCAGACAACAUCUCCAUAAUCGUGGUGUUCCUGAAGGACCCGCGUCUCAUCGCAUCAGACAACUGCCCUCCGCCCAUGGAGCUUGGGCUGGACAACGCGUUGGCGAGCACGUUCGCCAUGGAGGCGGAGGCGUGCAAGCACCAGCUGGCCAGCGCGGACGGCGGCGAGUGCGCCGAGAGCGCCGACAACGGGGUGGACAACUCCGACAGCGACAGCGAAGACCUGGGACCUGAGACGGCAGUCGACGUCGACGCGGACGACGACGCGGAAAACAUUGACGCGGAGAGGAAUCACGAACAAGCAGCGCCCACGCCGCCCGCAGACACAGUGGAGGACAGCCACGUCGACGGUCUGCUGGUGGAUAAUGUAGCUGAGAGCGGUGAAGAGUCCGAAGACGAGUGGAACUACUUUAAGGGCGAAGGUGAACGUGAGGAGAACCCUAGCGAGGAACCCGACGAGGCGCCGCGCUCGCCCACAUCCUGCCAGGACAAUUCUGCGUGGGAAAGCAGCUCAGUAGACAUGAACAGUUCUCCCCUGAACCCGGACGCCCCGGUGUUUGUACCGGGGACGGUGGCUGGGGCAGACAUGCUACUCGCGGAGUCUCCUCGCAAACCCAUGCCCAUGGACGACAUUGACAUCCCAGACGUGAAGCAGUUUGAAACUGAGGCAGAGGUCAGGCCUGCCGAGCUGUUGGAUUUGGAUAAUUGUGAUCAACUGAAUGGUCACCAUAAUGUAUCCUUUGAUGAUGCUGGCAAUGAGAAGUUAAAUGGUAAUGAUAAGUGCAACAUGGAUAGUUUGGGCUUUGGGUUCAGCGUGGGUGUGGACACUGACAAAAUGCUAGACAAAGGCCUCAUACAAGACUUUGAGAGGAUACAGAAAGACACAACGGACUUCUGUAAUAUACAGGUAUUCCAGACCCACACUGAAACAAAUCCCUUUGCAAAUGAAACAAAUGAUGAGCUUUUUGAAAGACUGAAAAAUAAGGAGAGAGAUCCCAUGAGCAUGAGUUUUUACCAAGAGAAAGAUGAUGACACAUGUGAAAGACUUACCAGAGAGCCCCCAGUUGAUCUCAAUGCAGUCCAACUGUUACCCGACAGUGAUGAUGAGGACGUUCAGACGAACGGUGUCAGCGAUACCGAUCUGGACAAAGAAAACAUUGCACCAGAACAAACAGACGCACGCACUGAUGUUCCAGAACCAAAUAACGACAUUAUGAGGUUAGACUGUCGAACAGAUGUCAAUGCUAGUGAACAAUCAGAUCCCUUCUCUCAGGGAGACAAUUUUGUAGAUUACAAUGUAAGCAAUACAAAUAAUGUACCUGGCUUCGAGUUCGAAUCCAGCAAUGUUACACAGAAUACAAUUUUACAAACAGACACUCCAGAAUCUCAUAAGUUAUUAUUUGAACAAAUUCCUGAAAUUCCAGAUGGUAAAAGUUCAGAAUUAGGUUUUACAAAUGAGGAUGUACCUUCAGAGAGCGAAAAAGAUGCGCGAGCCUUCACGCCUCAGGAAGAGACAUCACAAGACGUCGAAAUGGAGAGUAAAUCUGAGGACUCUCCUUGUGCAGAAACACAACCAGAGUUACCUGCAGAGCCGCAGGAACUCGAAGUCGCGCCAUCGAAUGUGUCACAAGAAGUAGACAACAAGCAAAAUGAAAUCUUAUUAGAAUCAGCGCUCACUCCCGACGCUCAUCAACCUGCACAGUUCUCUCCAGCAGACGAUGACAAAUCCGCCGGCACAUUCUCCCCAGAAGUUCCGCACGACACACAAGAAAAUAUCAUUGUAGAUGUACAUCAUAAUAAUGAGUCGAACGACGUCGACGAGGUUCCAGAAAUCAGACUGGAAACAGAGGUACUUGCGGAUGCGCCGAUCGAUGAAAACUUUGUUUGCGGUGUCUCGCCGUCGCCGGCCCAGUCUCCGCUGCCGUCUCAGUCGCCGCUACCGAGUGAAGCGGUGCACUCCCCCCUUCCAGUAGAAUCUUCUGUCACGCAAGAAUUUGUCGCAUCCCAGUCUCCGUUCGACGAUGGUCUGAAAACGGAAUCUCCGCUUCCUUCCCAGUCGCCGCUUCCGAGCGAAGCUAAGUCUCCGAUUCCCGAGACGAUCGACUCUCUCGCGGUUGCGAAAUCUCCCUCCCCCGCCCCCUCGCCCGAGGCUCCCGUCGCAGCGUCUCCUGUGCCUUCACAAGAGCACAGCAUUCCCGAAAUACAGGAGCGGUCGAACGAAAUCUUCGGAUCGGUCAGUCCCACUCCCGCUGAAGUGCCGCUGCCGCGCGACUCCCCCCCGCCCCCCGCCGAGCCGCUCCCCGCCCCUGCGGAGGAACCCCGGCUCGACGCCGCCUCCCCCUUCGACCUCCAGCCGGCCGUCGAACUUACGUUACGACCGGAGACCGUAUCGCCGAUCGAAGCCGAAAUCGUCCAAAACAAACUCGUCGACGAGUCGGCCGCGAGGUUGACGCCCACAGAAUCCUCCGAGGCCGCGCCCUCAGCGUCCGGGCCCGCGCCCGACCUCGUGCCGGCCUCGCCCGUCACCGACCUCGACCUCGGCAUCCCCGAGUCGCACGCGCAGGAGAUCUGCGUGCCCGUGUGCAGCGAGAUCCGGCGCGAGGACGGCGUGCUGGCCGGCCUCACGCCGCCGCCCACGCCGGCUGUGCAGCCGGACGUGCCGCCGCUCAGCGACCCGCGCCUCGACGGGGACGCGGCCGCGGCGGGCGCCGCCGCAGCCGUCGUCGCCGCGGUCGCCGCCGCCGGGGUCACCGCCGCCGGGGUCACCGCCGCCGCCAAAUCGAAAACUCCCGCUAAAAAGUCUCCAACGACUCCCUCGGCGACGAAGGCGACCCCCAAAGCGGCGCCUAAGGUCGCGGCAAGCCCGCGCGCCCCGCUUUCGGCGAGCAAGAAGCCAGCGACGCCGGCGCGGCCGCCGCCCGCCGCCCGCCCGACCUCGUCCGCCGGCAAGCCCGCCGCGCGCCCCGCCCCCGCCUCCGCCCCCGCCCCCGCCGCCGCGAGAACGUCCUCCGUCAACAAAUCAACCCCUGCGGCGAGAACGUCCACAAGUAAACCGGCGAGCGCGCCGUCGGCCGCCGCCAAGCCGGCGACCGCGCGUGCGGCGGCGCCGAGGCCGGCGCCGGCGGCCGCCAGCAAGGCGACCGCGCGGCCGCAGCCGGCGCGCCCGGCGCCCCGACCGGCCGCUGCGACCGCUCGCCCCGCCAGCGCCACCACGUCUGCGGCUGCGGCUGCCCCUAAACCUAAGGAAAUUAAACCUAAAGUACUUGAGAAGAAGCCCCUUCCGAACGGCGACGUGAAGGACGCCAAGUCGCUGUCGAAGGCGCCGGCGCGAGCGUCCGCCGCCGCCCGCCCCGCGCCCCGCGCCGCCCCGCGAGUGCCCCCGCCCGCGCCCCCGCCCGCGCCCGCGACCGCCGCCACACAAACCAACAGACCGACAGCGCCGAAGCCGGCGCCGCGCGCCAGCAACAAGCCGCUGGACAAGCAGAGCAAGGACCUCGCCAACAAGCGCAUCACCGCCAGGGCCGCGCCGCCCAGGACCGCCGCCGCUAAGGCGCCAUUAAAAGGCACGACGAUGAAGGCGGUGCCCAAAAAGUCUCCGGAAAGCCAGAAGUCCUCGGAGCUACAGACUACUGCCCUGACGAACGGCACCGCGGACAACAAGCUCACGCCGAGUCCGCCGCCCGCUGACAAUGCACUAUUGCCGGACGUCAUCGCGUAGACACGACAUCGAUUCCUAUUAUUUCCGCUUGAAUUUUGUGAUUUUCUAUAAGUGUAUGAUAGUUUUAACGUCGCUCGUAGCGGCGAGUCGUUAGGUGCGGGAGAGUCCUCCCAGUUUAUAUUAUAGAGGCGCUUUAUAGAAGUGUACGUUGCAGUUCGUUAUGGCGGGGCGGACGGCCGCUCCGCACGGUUAUUAUCCAUUAUUAUGAUUAUAAGUCUGUUUUUAGAAUUUUAUAUUACCAACGAAUGAUUGAUUUCAAAUCUGGCUUUUAAUUUAUUUUCUUUGUAUAACCGUAUUAUUUAAUAAAAACGUGAAGAAGGACUGAGACAUUGUUUUAUUUAUGAAGGUUUAAAUUUAUAAAAUAUAAUUAAGUGAAUCGAUACAGAUUAAUCUUGUUUAAUUCUUAAUAGCUUACUUAUUAUGUCGAUGUAAACUUAAAUAUCAUGGUGUUACAAAGAAAUACAUACUAAAAUAGAGCAUUUUAUUCGAAUAAAUGAUUAUCACCCUA